UUCUAUGGAAACCAAACGAACCAAAAACCAGAAAAAGAAAAUAAAUAAGGGGCUGCUUUUGAAUCUGUGGAAACUUCAAAAAAACGAAUAUAUCUGAGAAUAUAGAGUUUCAAAUCAGUUUAAAUACUUGGUUUAAAGAAUCAGAGUAUUAAAAUCAAACAGCUAAUUCAACUUGCAGUUUGAGUAGUUGUUGAAAGAUACUGAUUCACAGAGAGAGAUCUAAAUUUCGUGUGAAUCAUGGCUUCCAGUUCAGCGAAGAACAGUCCGUUACUACCAAUGACGACGGCGCCGGCGGCCGAUUCACCGCCGCCGCGAACGGAGGAGAAGCUCUUCAAAGGAUCGGCCAUGACCAAACGCGGUGCUUAUGCUGCUAUAUCUUAUAUGUCAUGUGCUGUUCUCUUGGUAUUAUUCAAUAAAGCAGCUCUUUCUUCAUACAACUUCCCAUCUGCAAAUGUCAUCACACUCUGUCAGAUAAUAUGUUCAUGUUGUUUUCUUUAUCUCCUAAGACGGUUGAAGCUCAUUUCUUUUCAUUUGAAUGAAUCUCCGGUAAUCCCUGACAAUUUUAAAACAUUUGUGCCACUGAAGACACUGAUUGAUACUUCACCCGUUGCUGUGACCUAUCUUCUCUACAUGCUAGUUACGAUGGAGUCUGUUCGGGGAGUAAAUGUACCCAUGUACACAACCCUUAGGAGGACAACUGUUGUAUUUACAAUGAUUGUGGAAUCCAUUCUUGCAGGUCAGAGGUACAGUCGUCCGGUUAUUGGAAGUGUAGUGAUAAUCGUGUUUGGUGCUUUUGUCGCUGGAGCUCGGGACUUGUCAUUUGACUUUUAUGGCUAUGCUGUUGUCUUCUUAUCCAACAUCACAACAGCAAUAUACCUUGCAACCAUAGCGCGGAUUGGAAAAUCAAGUGGCCUCAAUAGCUUUGGCCUUAUGUGGUGCAAUGGAAUCAUCUGUGGACCUCUCUUACUUGUUUGGUCACUUAUUCGAGGUGACCUGGCACUGACAAUGAAUUUUCCUUACUUGUUUUCACCAGGUUUCCUGGUCGUAAUGUUAAUGUCUUGCAUAUUGGCAUUUUUCUUGAACUACUGUAUAUUUCUCAAUACAACACUGAAUUCAGCCGUCACACAGACAAUAUGUGGUAACUUGAAGGACUUUUUUACAAUCUCUCUAGGAUGGUUCAUAUUUGGCGGGCUUCCAUUUGAUAUGUUGAAUGUACUUGGGCAGCUUCUGGGAUUUGUUGGCUCUGGUCUCUACGCCUACUACAAACUCAUAGGGAAGUGAUUGUUGAUAAUGUCCAUAUGAUUGUUCCAGGAAAAAGUUAUUAUUUGCAGCAUAGUUUUUACCCCAUUUUUGUAUUGGUAAUUAUGCGAUGCUUGAAGAGACACUCAGCUGCAAGGUAUAAUUUCCUUAAUAGGUAAUUCAGGUAUCCGAUCCUCAUCGGGCUAGUAAAAGUCCCUGUUGACUUAAUGUUACUGAGAAUUGGGUGAGCGUAAAGGUUGUAGCUUGUUACAGGACCGGAUCUCGGCACUGCAGGGCCCUAAAAAGGAGAAUUACCCUCCAAGGACGAGGGAAACUUAAUUAGUUUGAGAUGUACACAGUAAUGACAUUCUUUUUAUGAACAGAUUGUAAUUGAAACCCAGUGCUUAACAAGAUUCUUCAUGGAGUAAGUUGUGACCCCCAACGAUGUUAGCUGUAUGAUGCCUUUCUUAGGCAAUUUUUUUACUUUUUCCUAUUAAUUUAUGUAUCUUGCGGUGUUUGUCUCGA
Messenger RNA from Nicotiana tabacum (common tobacco), 1764 nucleotides. RefSeq names its product UDP-N-acetylglucosamine transporter UGNT1. NCBI's taxonomy places the organism in Eukaryota, Viridiplantae, Streptophyta, Magnoliopsida, Solanales, Solanaceae. The record is from RefSeq and is a predicted model, not a curated record.